Molecule: messenger RNA, 1176 nt
Organism: Brassicogethes aeneus
Lineage: Eukaryota; Metazoa; Arthropoda; Insecta; Coleoptera; Nitidulidae
Source: the annotation of a GenBank genome assembly
AUGCCGAAUACUCAAAAGAACUCUGGUGAUUUUGGUUGUUUGGGACCUAGUAAAGAAAUGUCAUUACUUGAGCUGCCUACUCGGAGAGAUAUUCUUCAAUAUUUCAAGUUUAUUCAACAGCAGCACCUAUCCAGGCCGUCAUUUUAUGAUGCUUCCUUAGCUGUUGCAGAGAAAGUUCUGGAAAUAUGGCAACGAGCUUCAAUCGCAACAGUAUCUGUAAAAAGAAUACAGGACAUGAUCCAUAGAGAGCGGGAGCUGGAGAAAAAAAUUAACAAAAGCUUUACAAGAGAUAAGGAAAAAAAAAGUUUUCAAGUUAAACUAACUGCUUUUAUUAAAGAAGCAAAUCGUCUCUUUGAUGUUUCUGCAUAAUGUGUUAAAUUGCUGGCAAACUACGACGGUAUUUUAAGUGAUCAUUUACAAUCAAUUAAUGAAACUAAAAACAGGGCCGUGUUCAGUGGACUUUUUAACAGAAUUCAAAAUGACUUAAUAUCCAGUGUAGCUGCAAAUCGUCCUGCAGAAACACUAACAAAGAUUAUAAUUGAUAUAUUAGAUAAUUAUAAAUGUACCGAUGAAUUAAUUGCUCUAACUUAUAAUGGUGCCGCGGUUUUGUCAUCAGAAAAAAAUGGUGUUCAAAAAAAGUCCUCGAAACUUGUCCUCACAACGUCACCAAGGCCGCCAACCGGAAAAGCCGCAAACGCGCCCCUGCCGACACCGGCGGUCAUCUGCCCCUCAGCCGCCGCCAGCGUGGCCCCGCUAAACACUACUGGGGAGCCGGCAAGCACCAUCCGACCCCCGACUUCCGGCAGCCGUCCCAGGAGGGCCCUAUUUCGGGGGAAAGCUGCGGCGGGGCGUUAUCGGGUGCCCGCGGACUUGGUGACGGCAUUCGUGGGAUAUCCGAUGGAGGCGGACAGGGCGUUUCUCCCCGUCGACCUGCCGUCGGGACUCUGCUGGAGGUGCGGGCGUCUCGGCAAGAUGUUCAAUGAGCUACCCGAGUCUGCGGUACUGCAGCCGUUGUGGAGAGGUGGGGGUGCGGUCGGCAGACUGCUGCCUGCAAAGGGACCGCACCGGAACACUUUCCGCCCGGACCCAAGAUGUUGCCGCGCUCGCUCCGGUGAAGACGACUCCCGCCUCCCGCUCCGCUACGGUGGCGACUCCCACUCCGGCCACGGUGCCUGA